Paramecium tetraurelia is the source of this 174-nucleotide messenger RNA. RefSeq lists its product as uncharacterized. The record is from RefSeq and is a predicted model, not a curated record. Lineage: Eukaryota; Ciliophora; Oligohymenophorea; Peniculida; Parameciidae. The transcript has a single exon.
AUGUCUCAUGAACUAAUGUUUGCUGAAUCUGAGCAAAAUUAAACCAUCCUUACUGAUGAUUGUCCAAAGCCUUAUGCACUAAACGAAAUACAGGUUAACAUAAUGUUGACUGCUGGAUUUAAUAUAAGUUGCAAUUUGUAAAGUUUCAAGCUUCCAGUUACUUUAUUCAAUUGA